Messenger RNA from Desarmillaria tabescens, 1611 nucleotides. RefSeq lists its product as uncharacterized. The record is from RefSeq and is a predicted model, not a curated record. Bases 308 to 1321 code for a protein of 337 amino acids. The transcript is spliced from 8 exons. NCBI's taxonomy places the organism in Eukaryota, Fungi, Basidiomycota, Agaricomycetes, Agaricales, Physalacriaceae.
AGGCUGAUUCAGUAGGGAAAUCGCGUUGUAGAUCCCGUUUAAGCCUCGAAAAUCGCGUACUGGACCCCGUAGAGUCCUACACGCGCCUGUGCGGGGCCCGUGUAACUUGCGCCGUUCGCCUGCGUCUCAUGUCUUCGAUUCGAACAAUGGCAAGUGGGAAUGAAGUCGCUUUCUCUCGCUUGUCGUUUGUCAUUUUCCCAGCAUGUUGUACACGUAUUUUCUGUUCCGGUGGUCGGCAAUCUUGAACCGGAGCCUAAUGCCACAUAAAAGCGCCUUCCCUGGUUACUAGCACCCGCGAGGCAGUACCAUGUCCGAGCCCCCUUCUGUAGUUAUAUAUCGUUAUGAUGCUUCUCCCUUCUCAGUGAAGGUUGACAACGUCUUGUUACUCAAAAACAUACCUCAUCAUAAAGUCAAUGUCGCCUCAUUGUUGCCGCGACCUGAGAUCACGGAGCUGCUUGGUCUGGGAUACAGGCGCAUCCCCGUGUUGGCCAUCGGAAACGACGUCUACUGUGACACUAGUUUGAUCUGCUCCGUUCUAGAACGAAAAUUCCCCACUACCACAGGCCAUGGCACCCUAUUUCCUCCGCGAAAGCAGGGAGGCAGUCUAGACACGACUCUUAUCAAGAUAUACACCAAGCACUAUGUCGACAGCAUAGUGUUUUCCCUUGCGGUUCCUCUCCUUCCAUGGGAGAAGUUCCCAGAAGCAUUCAUUAAGGAUCGAUCAUCUAUGCUGGGUCCCAUAUCCGUCCCUGUCCUGGCGGCUACGCGCGGGAGGUACCUAAGUCUUCUAUCUGCGCACCUGGCCUUGACUGAGGAACAGCUCCACGAUGGAAGAGAGUGGUUAUUCGAUACUACUUCUCCUAGUCUUGCCGAUAUCUCCCUCCAUGUCGUCUAUUCUUGGGUCAAGUCCUUCCGGACGCCCGAAACUCAGACCCUCUUCGACGAACAGAAGUUUCCAUAUGUUAUAAAGUGGCUUUCAAGAAUGACCAACCACCUCGAUACUCUUCGAACGCGGUUCGAUGUGCCCAGACUCCAGGGGGAAGAAGCUGCAAGUUCAAUAUCAGCUUCCUUCCACGAACCUUAUGAUACUGUCGGCUUUGAUGCUGCGGAUGGGGCUCGUCUCGGAUUUCAGCCCGGUGACCUCAUCUCCAUCGCUCCAGAUGAUACUGCGAGAAAAUAUCCGACUGUUGGGCAAUUGGUGGGCUUAAACUCGGAGGAGUUUGUGAUCGAAACUAAAGGAAAAUUUGGUAUCAUUCGGUGUCAUUUCCCUAGAAUCGGGUACACCGCUUCUCGGCCUAAGGGUACCCAAAGUAAACUGUAAGCCGGUGUCAGUAUCACGCAAAGUCUACCACCCUGUACUUGUACUACUGUGUCUAACCUGCAUCUGUACUAACACGCCCACGUGAUGUCGUUGGUUUCAAAUUUGGUCCCGUUUACACAGGAAGGAAGCUGUGAAAGUUAAGGAGGAGGAUACCAUCGGCCCCUUACCAUGCACAAGUACUGCGCCGUACAACACCUCAGCGUACUCAAUCAGCAACCGAUGCAACAGUGAACCGUCGUGAAGAAAAUGCGCCCCUCUCGGGUUAUCCGGAGGCUGCAGCCACGAGGAAA